Molecule: messenger RNA, 2199 nt
Organism: Aricia agestis (brown argus)
Lineage: Eukaryota; Metazoa; Arthropoda; Insecta; Lepidoptera; Lycaenidae
Gene: not
Product: ubiquitin carboxyl-terminal hydrolase nonstop
Exons: 7
Coding region: 398-1858 (486 amino acids)
Biological process (GO): protein deubiquitination
Molecular function (GO): zinc ion binding; cysteine-type deubiquitinase activity
Source: RefSeq, a predicted model, not a curated record
AGUGCGGUAAAUAGAAUAGCUAAGUUGAAUGAGUCUGUACAGUGAACACUGUACAAGCCAAGUACAAGCGAGUAUAGUAUUCGUUGGUACAAGCCUCUUUCCUCCUCUAUGCUUUCCUCUGCCUGGCCAGUGGCCUGGCCCUCCCUCAGAUCGUGUUUGGAUCGCUUUGUGGGGAGGUGAGAUUCGAGUAUUUCCAGAUUUUAUUGUGCGUUGAAUCAAAUCGGUGAUUAAUACCUACUGUGUUUACAUAAUUCGUGCUUUCGUAUUGUUUAUUUUACAGUUACUACGCGGUGUGUCUUUGAGAAAAGUAUUUACAUUAGAUAUUAUUUUGUAGAUAAUUUAAAAACAAACAAAUAACGCAAUUACAUCUACAACCGGUACAUUAGCAAUCGCAAGAAUGAACGACGGGGGCUGCAUACAUCUGAACAAUUUUAAAGCCGCCAAGGGCCUCAAUCCUUAUAAAAUAGUGCACGCGUUUUUUGUGUCCUGCACAUCCUACGAAGCUAGGAGAUACAAGGCUACAUCAUGCUUAUGUUUUACCUGCGGCCAACCUGGGCCUCGUAUGCACUCCUGUCUUCACUGCAUCUUCUUUGCCUGUUAUGGUGGCCACAUACAGGAGCAUUCUAAAUCCAAAAAACACUUCUUAUAUGUAGAUCUGAGUUAUGGCAAUGUAUACUGUGCCCAAUGCCAGGAUUAUAUUUAUGACAAAGAGCUAACAGAGAUUGCAAAGCUGCACAGAAUGAAGGAAGCUAAGUCACUAGGAAUCAGCUUACCGUACACACCGUGGCUGCCCAACAACAAUGAAGCAGUGGCUCUCCGUCGGCUCCGCAAGCGCAGAAUGAUCAGCCCCCAUACCACCAUCGGUCUGAGGGGGCUCCAGAAUCUCGGAUCUACAUGCUUCAUGAAUUGCAUUGUUCAGACCCUGAUCCACACUCCUCUACUCCGAGACUACUUUCUGGGAGAGAAGCACAAGUGCAAGACGCAGGGCUCGGGCAAGUGCCUCGUUUGCGAGGUCUCAAAACUUUUCCAGGAGUUCUACUCUGGCGCCAAAACUCCGCUGACUCUACACCGGCUGCUGCACCUCAUAUGGACGCACGCGCGUCAUCUUGCCGGGUACGAGCAGCAAGAUGCGCACGAGUUCUUUAUAGCCACGCUCGAUGUGCUGCACAGGCACUGCAUGAACGGCGUCGAAGAUACCGAAAAGAAAGAAAAUGGCCGCUGCAAUUGCAUCAUCGAUCAGAUUUUCACUGGGGGGCUGCAGAGCGACGUGGUUUGCACAUCUUGCUCCGGGGUAUCCACCACUAUAGACCCAUUCUGGGACAUCAGCUUAGACGUGGCCGGCCCUGGGUCACUCCAAGCCUGCUUAGAGAGAUUCACCCGAGCCGAACACCUAGGUUCAGGCGCCAAAAUAAAAUGCUCCAACUGCCGAGCCUACAGGGAAUCUACGAAACAGCUGACCCUAGAAACGCUGCCCAUAGUAGCCAGUUUCCAUCUAAAACGCUUCGAGCAUUCCUCGCAAAUCGAUCGCAAGAUUUCCGCCUUCGUUUCGUUCCCAGCAGAGCUCGAUAUGACGCCAUUUAUGUCGACACAUCGCAGAGCUGUUGAUGCGGCGGACAAUAAUAAUGCUCCCGAAGGAAUAUUUGAGGAUAAUCGCUACUCGUUGUUCGCGGUGGUUAACCAUCUGGGGUCGUUGGAUGCUGGUCACUACACGGCAUACGUCCGUCAGAUGAAAGGCAGUUGGUUCAAGUGUGAUGACCACAUGAUCACGCGAGCCUCGCUCAGAGAGGUGUUGGAUAGUGAGGGGUAUCUCCUAUUCUACCACAAAACCGUUUUGGAAUACGACUGCGAAGUCUCCUAAACUAUUCAAAGGGAAAUAUAAUCGUAAUCAGAUCUAUGUAAUUGAUGUUAAUGUCUUUGCUUUCAAAACAUUUUGUAAAAAAAUGUUCCUCGAGUGAUAUUAGUAUGUAGAUUCGUUUGUUCGAUGUACACAUACGAAUUUGUUAGUCAUUAGGUGUAUAUAAGUUAGGGGCAAAAAAAAACUUUUUUUUUCUUGUAAACUGAAAAAUAUUUAUCGAAUGUCUAGUCUGACGUCUUAAAAGGCCCAUUCACGGCAGGACUGCACGGCAGUGAAUGGGCCCUUUUAGCUAUGGGUCUACCGUACAUAUGUUGUAUUUUAGUUGUUUGUAAUACUUAACUGGC